AUGGAGUCCUCGCCUCUGAUCAAGGCCGGCGACCACGCAAAGGCUGCCGCAAAGGCCACCCACGCCUCCGAGACGACCGUUGCGAUCAACGAGCACACGCGCGCCGCCGGCGAGUUCGCCAAUGCUGCCAAGGACACCACCAGUGUCGAAGCCUUGCGCACUCUCAAGCUCCUAGAACAGCACCACCAGCGUCUCUCCGAGAUCCUCCAGAUCGACCUCAAGAAGCCCCCACAUGCAGCCACUGCGCAAGACGACACCGAACAUCGCGAUGACGAGAAGGGAGCUAGCCACCCGCACGCCAAGUCUUCCGGCGAGAAUGUUGGCAGCCUCUCCGAGAAGAACGCCCAGCCGAUGCCGACUCUACAUCGACCACCGCGGUAUCCUUCUCGCGACCUGGGUGCCUCGAUCGCCAGCAACCUUGCCUCUGCACGCGGCAUCCGGUCCAAGUACCGCAGCCAGCCUCUGAGUCCUAGCAUGACCAGCGCCGAAGCUCCUGGUAGUGUCGAGAGCGCACCGCGCAAGAGCGAGUCUCGGUCUAGGAUACAGAAUAUGCUUGAGCACGCGGACAAGCCCAGCCCUCAAAGCCCGCCUGGAAAACUCACACGGCAAACUUCCUCGGGCUCCGACAGUGGUGCGGUGCCUACGAGUCCGGCGAGAAACCAGUCGCCGCCGCAAGACGAGGGUUUCUCCAGGUUCUACAGUGCCUUCGGCACCAUCAUGAACCGCAUCUCCGCGCCUCUCGCUUUUGCAGGGCUUCCGCUCAUCAGCGAAGACCAGACAGAAGAGCCUGCCACGGCGGCACCACCGGCACCACCACCAGAGCCGACGAACCCUCGACGCACUCGGCUCAAGCCGUCUCCUUCUGUCGUGGCAGAGCCAGACAUCUCCAAGAUCUACUCCAAGGCGACCUUGCGGGCUAUUUCCCGCGACGGCCAGCUCGCCUCGGACUCGUUCUACGUCGUGCCGACCAGCGGCCACACCACUACGUACGCCAACAUUCUCAAGUUCGAAGACAAGGAGAAGCGCCGGAUGGAGGCGUCCCUACACAGCAACAUGAGUGAGCAGCUAGACGAUGAGGACUUUGUCGACGCCCGGGAAUCGCAAGCACCAGACUCGCCAGGCGGUCUUGUCCGGAAGCGUGCGACAGCGCCACUGCCGCCAGCAUCUUCGUCUUCGUCCGCAUCCGCAGCAGCUCGCCGGACCCGCGCGGAAAGAGACCUGAGCAACGUUGUCGAGGAGCUGCGCCUCGAGAACAAGAGCCUGAAGGACAUGCUCGACAAGCUCAGCAAACGGCUGCAUGCGUUCGAGUCCAUGUCGCAGAACUCGGGGAUGCGCCUGGCCGAGAGCAUGCGCCUCAUGCGGCCCGGAUCUCCGGGGAGUGGCGCCGGCAGCGGCACCAGCCAGGCCAAGGGGGCCGUUGCAGCCGACGAGGCCCAGCUGCGCAGGAAGAACCGCGAGCUCGAAGACCAGCUCGCGCUCGCGGCGGCACGCAUGGAGCAGCUCGAGAAGGACUACAACCAGGCCCGCGCGAACCUGGGCCGGUACAGGGAGCGCUGGGAGCAGCUCAAGGCCGGGGCCAAGGCGAGGCGUGGAGCUGCCAAUGCUGCCGCCGCCGCUGCUGGUGCGAAUGCUGCUGCUGCUGGUGCGGAUAGUGGGAGUGCUGGUUUCGAUGGGGGGUUUGAUGACGGCGGGGCCAUGUCGCCGAGUUUGGCCCUCUCGAGGGACCAUUGA
This is a messenger RNA of Microdochium trichocladiopsis, 1731 nucleotides long. RefSeq lists its product as uncharacterized. The transcript is spliced from 2 exons. The coding region runs from base 1 to 1731 and encodes 576 amino acids. The record is from RefSeq and is a predicted model, not a curated record. Lineage: Eukaryota; Fungi; Ascomycota; Sordariomycetes; Xylariales; Microdochiaceae.